AUGCUGGAGUGGCUCCCCCAGUUCAGCAGAACAGGCUUUAAGCAUCCUUGGACACACUCUGCCCGGGACCGCUGCUUUCCUUGGACAGAGCCUCCUCAGCUCUCUGCUCACCUGAUCCUUGGUGAUGGUGUGGUCUGUGUGACGGUGGGAGCAAAGGGCUCUAUGAGCGGGCGGCUGGCUGGCCUCCGGAGCUCCUCCCAUGGGCUGUUGGGUGUGAACAGGGUGGUGAUCUAUAACACCAGCUGCGGCCCAGAACUUGACCGCCUGUUGCAGAGCUACAGCCAAGAGGGCUUCGUGGAGAUGGUUCCUUGGCCCAUCGACCGGAAUCUGAAUCCAUCUCGUGGCUGGCUCUUCUCAGAGAGCGGGGGGGAUGUCCACUACUUUGGCCAGCUGACCACGCUUAAUGAAUGCAUUUACAGAUCCAUGGACCGGUCCCGCUACGUCAUGCUGAACGACAUAGAUGAGAUUAUAAUGCCCUACCAACACAACGACCUGAUGUCUUUGAUGAACUCGCUCCAACAGCAGCAUCCAAAUACAGGGGUGUUCAAGAUUGAGAACCAUAUCUUCCCCAAGAUUCAUUUUGAGCCAAGUGGGAGGUUUCACCUGCCUCAGUGGAACGGGGUGCCAGGAAUUAAUAUUCUGGAGCACGUCUACAGGGAGGACCCCAACAGAAAUAUAUACCACCCAUACAAGAUGAUAGUUCAGCCAAGGAUGGUGGAGCAGACUUCAGUGCAUGAAGUGCUCAAGGCUUUCGGACAACAGUACAAGGUUCCACUAGACGUUUGUCGGAUCAUUCACGUCCGCGUGGCUCUGCAGGGGGGGUUAACACUGGAGCAGCUCAAUGUGGACAAACGACUGUGGGACUUCAGCAAUCAACUGAUUCCCAAUGUGGACAGAGAACUGAAGAGGGCGGGGCUGUUAAGCUCAGAGGGGCAGAGCUGAUGGACAAACAGUCCGACUAUGGAUGUACACCCUCGCCAGUGGGGACAUUUAAUAACAUCCUGGUAAAAUCUGGGCAUGGGAUCUGAGUGGUGGUUUUGGUUGUAAUUUGUUUUCUGAAAUGCUGUCUUCUACAUUGAUUUUAAAUGCUGCUCAAUAUAUGAAGAAUGCUAAACUAUUGAAGAACUGUAGAUUCACUGCGUGCUAUGAGUGUGACUAACUGGUCGUAACCAAUUGCACCACCCCUCCAACUGAAUAAUUUUGAGUCUGGACCAAAAUGGUGGACCAACAGACUGACACUGUCAUCCCCUGAGCCAUGCCGCAUGCUCUGCUUAAAAAACCCUAAUCAAUACUGGAUAUAGUGGAAAACAUUGUAAAAGCUUUUGUGCAGUCAAACUGUAUUUUCUCACUAAUGAACUGACUUAUUAGUUACUGUGUUUUCAAAAGAAGAGGGUUAAGGUUACACGAGGGCAGUUUGUGGUCAUGUCAGUAACUUAAUCAAAUGUACACUGGCAAGCUAUUCUUCUUCAUUUGAAGGGCCUGAAAGUUGUUGUGCAAUUAUGUGCCACUCAGUGUAGAAUUUUUGUGUAAUUGAAGUAUCCUGAAUUAUUCUGAUAGCAUGAUGGCUUUUUGUUUUAGAAAAUUAGUGGGGUUUAUGUGUUGUUUCACCUCCAUUCCAACUCGGAAGAUUAUUUUUGUGCAGCAAUUACUUUUUUUUUGUGUCUCUGUUCAGUCACUGCUGUCACGUGGACUCUCCAGGGUGUUUGGGCUAAAACAGUCUUAGGGUGACCAAAUAAAAAUUGAAAGUUUCUUGAAGAACCCAAGUGAUAAGAUAGUGAGGGGUAUGCUUUUGAUUAAAGGGAUGUUCAUAUG
This is a messenger RNA of Micropterus dolomieu (smallmouth bass), 1812 nucleotides long. RefSeq lists its product as uncharacterized. The coding region runs from base 1 to 942 and encodes 313 amino acids. The record is from RefSeq and is a predicted model, not a curated record. The transcript is spliced from 5 exons. NCBI's taxonomy places the organism in Eukaryota, Metazoa, Chordata, Actinopteri, Centrarchiformes, Centrarchidae.